AUGUCCCACUUUUGUAUAUAUAUGCAAUCUGCCCCAUAGAAUAAUGAUAACAUCCACAUUACUAACUUGCCUCAAUCAUCCAAUGAUCAAAGCGCAUAAGUUGAAGAUACCCCUUAAUAAAAGAAGAUGAAAUAGAACAUUUUGAUUAAUAAAGCUAUUCUUUUUUUAGAUGCAGUUAAAGUUUUGAUGUUUGCAUUAGCCCUUAGAUAUACUGAAGCAGAUAUAAAUGGAGAUAUACUAAAUCUAUUUAAUUGGUGUAAACAAAUGGCCAUCUUGGCUUUAUUAGAAGGCUGCUUAAAAACCUGGGUUAUAAGAAAUGAAACUAUAUAAAUGGAAGGACUCAAUAAAAAAAAGUAGCAAUCUCUAUAACUCCUAGAUGAAACUUUAACUGCAGCUCUUACACAACCUACUACAGUCGAAAGUGCUGAUUUUGAUGAAAUUGAAUUUUUAUAAUUAUUUACAGAUUCAAGUGUAUAAAAGACAAAAAAGUACUUAAAAUAGAUAUUUUUUAGUAUUGAAAAUAUUCUGACUAUUUUGAUUAAUCUGACCCACAUAAUACUUUUCAUCCUUGGAAAUUUAGUCAUUUACGAUAAAACUUAAUUAAAUCAGACUUUCAUAUACAAGACUGCCUCUGUAUAUUUGCUCAUAGGAUUUUUAACAUUCUGCAUUCCAAUAAUGAUCUUAGUUGCUUUUUUGAUAAGUAUACCAAUAUUACUUUUUGGUUAUAUUUUUUCGAUUAGAAAUAUCAUUAAUUUAAGUUAAUAAAAAGAUGAACUUAAAUAGAAUAAGCUUAUCAAAGCUGAGAAUGUCACUCAAGACAACAUUCUGACUACCUUCUAUAAGAAAGAUUGUUCUAUUUGUUUGAGUAUGUAUGAAGUAGGAGAUAAUGUAGUAUUUUUGCCAUGCAAUAAAAAUCACAAUUUUCAUGAUGAGUGUAUCUAAAGAUGGUUAAAAGUUAAUAAUUCGUGUCCUGUCUGUAGAUAAAAUGUCAACGAUCAAGGAUUUGAAUUGUAGUCGAUCUAAAAUAAUACUUGGGUUGGAUUAGAAUCUCAUUUAUAUCUAUGA
This is a messenger RNA of Tetrahymena thermophila SB210, 1065 nucleotides long. RefSeq names its product zinc finger, C3HC4 type (RING finger) protein. The transcript has 6 exons. The record is from RefSeq and is a predicted model, not a curated record. NCBI's taxonomy places the organism in Eukaryota, Ciliophora, Oligohymenophorea, Hymenostomatida, Tetrahymenidae. Gene Ontology annotation, cellular component: cytoplasm; nucleoplasm.